AUGGUUAACAUCAGACAAGCCAAGAAGAAGAGAUCUUCUUUGCCCAAGGCAAAGGCCAAGAGAGCCGGUCUCCUCAAGAGCGGAAAGAAGAAGAUCAAUGUCUUGGGAAAUGCUAUCAUUGCGGAAAACUGGGACCGCAAGCAAACCCUCACCCAAAACUACCGCCGCUUGGGUCUCGUCCACCGCCUCAAUGCUCCCUCCGGUGGUUCUCAGAAGCGCGCAACCGCGGACGGUAUCCAAGGAGAGCCCGAAGAUUCCUUGUACAUCAAGAGCAGCACUGAGGCACUCGCCAAGCAAACCGCCACGAGCGAAAUUAAGGUUGAGCGUGAUCCCGAGACCGGCAAGAUUCUGCGUGUGAUUCGCGGUGCGGCCGACGAAGAGGUCGAAAUUGCCGGACGCAAGGUCAAGCGCAACAACCCGCUGAACGACCCCUUGAACGAGCUGUCGAGUAAUGAGAUUGUCACACAACCCCGCCAGAACGCCUCCGGAAAUGGUAUUGUUGAGCAACUCGAGCGUCAGGCUGCGCAGGAGGGAGUGGCUGUCCGGGCGAAGAAGCCGCGCCAUCAGAGCACCAGAGAGCAAGAAUGGGUGACGAGAUUGAUUGAGAAGCACGGAGACAACUACUCGGCCAUGGCUCGCGACCGGAAAUUGAACCCGAUGCAGCAGACGGAAGGAGACCUGAAGCGGAGGAUCCGCAAGUUGCAGCAGAGCCAGUCAUGA
This is a messenger RNA of Aspergillus luchuensis, 720 nucleotides long. It is a transcript of the gene NOP16, whose product is annotated as nucleolar protein 16. NCBI's taxonomy places the organism in Eukaryota, Fungi, Ascomycota, Eurotiomycetes, Eurotiales, Aspergillaceae. The transcript has 2 exons. Bases 1 to 720 code for a protein of 239 amino acids. Gene Ontology annotation, cellular component: nucleolus. The record is from RefSeq and is a predicted model, not a curated record. Gene Ontology annotation, biological process: ribosomal large subunit biogenesis.